AUGCUUAAAUCAUGUAAUGAAACUGAAAUCUUCAAACUGUACGACGAUAUCAAAAAUAAAAUAAUAGAAACUAAGAUACUUUUACCAUCACAGGUUCUUACGAUCAUUACAAAUGCUUCAUUAUACAAUAAUCGCUACACACGGUCAUAUUGGACUCUUUGCAAAAGGUUGAUUGAGGAAUAUCAUCCAAAUCAGAUCCAAUUCAAUUCACAUAUAUUCUAUUAUUUUUAUUACAAAGAAUAUGGUGUUGUUUUUGAUAAACCAAUACAAAGAUCGAUUUAUAAAUACGAACAUUUUGAAAAUUCAUUGGAUGUUCACGAAAAAAACACAAUUUAUGAAGCAAUUAUGAAUGACAAUAAAGAGUUAUUUAUAUCGCUCACAGAAAUAUCAAACUUUAAGCACAAUCAAAUUCUCAAAAGUGAUUUUUAUCCAAAUAAUUCUAACCAAGGAUAUUCAUUACUUGAAUUGUGCUGCUAUUAUGGAUCUGUUAAUUGUUUUAAGUUUUUAAGAACAAAAUUUAACUCUAAGAUCACUCCUACAUGCCUUCAAUUUUCAUUUUUAGGCGGGAAUCCAGACAUCAUGAGUGAAUGUUUGAAAUCUCAAAAACCAGAUAAAGAAUGCAUGAAAUAUGCAAUUAUUUCACACAACAUUGAUUUUGCAACAUAUUUGAUGAACGAGCAUCGAAUUCCAAUCGAUAUAAAACUAUGCAAUGAAUUUAAUAACAUUGAAGCAUCUUUUGUUUAUUUAGAUAAAACAAAAGAUAUCUCUGAUUGGCUUAAUUUUUCAUCAAACUUCCACAUUCCAUCACUUUGGAAAUAUCUAAUUUCAAAAGGUAUUGACAUCAAUACAAAGUGCAGUUAUCAUGGUAAUUUCCUUCAUUUAGCAGUUAUAGAAAACAAAAAAGAAAAGGUUGAAUUUCUUUUAUUGCUUGGUGCAGAUAUUGAUGCAGGUAAUAUAAAUGGAAAGACUCCCCUUAUUUUGGCUAUGAAAAAUAGGUAUUUCGAUAUUGCCAAAUAUCUUGUUGAGCAUGGCGCAAAUGUUAAUGCAGUUGACAAUAAUGGAGAUGAUGCAAUUAAUCUAGCAAUAGAUUACAAUCACAUUGAUCUAUUAAAGCUGUUUAUAUCACAUGGAAAUAUAAAUGGAUCACCAAAAAAAAUUCCUCUUCACAAUGCAAUCUCAAGAUGCAACGAAGAAUUAACAGAAUUUUUAAUAUCAAUGGGUGCAAAUGUUAAUGAAAAAGAUAUAUAUGGAAAAACAGCUCUUCAUCUGGCCGCAUUACAAUCUAAUAUUGAGUUAGCAGAAUUUUUAAUAUCAAAUGGCGCAAAUAUCCAUUUGAGAGAUAGUGAUAGUCGAAACACUCUAUAUUAUGCAUUAAGUUCUGAUAAUUGUACAAUUGAACUAAUUGAAUUUUUAAUCUCAAAAGGUGCAAAUGUUAAUUCAAAAGAUUUUCUUGGAAAGGAUGCUCUUCAUUAUGCAAUGGAAAAAACACUAAUAUUGAUAUAA
Molecule: messenger RNA, 1503 nt
Organism: Trichomonas vaginalis G3
Lineage: Eukaryota; Parabasalia; Trichomonadida; Trichomonadidae
Product: spectrin binding
Exons: 1
Coding region: 1-1503 (500 amino acids)
Molecular function (GO): protein binding
Source: RefSeq, a predicted model, not a curated record